Molecule: messenger RNA, 3999 nt
Organism: Physella acuta
Lineage: Eukaryota; Metazoa; Mollusca; Gastropoda; Physidae
Cellular component (GO): nucleus
Molecular function (GO): NAD+ poly-ADP-ribosyltransferase activity
Source: RefSeq, a predicted model, not a curated record
UUAAUAUAAUAGUUUAGUUAUUCUAGGGUUAGGUUUGGUAAAUAGUUGUUUAUUCUUUAUCGGAAAUUCUGGCCUUGGCGUUUGUCGUUUAGUUGUCGUGUUUACAUCUUACGCAGAUCUAGAGAUCUAGAUUAACUAUCAGUAUUUUUCAAACAAAAAACAGAAAGCAGACAACCAGAGAUCUACUAAUUUGGAAUGUUGGCAGUCAGUACUGUUUUCCUUUACUUUGGAUAUGGAGUAGUAUUUAUCACUGUUCUCAUUUUGUUGAUAUUAAAAUUUUGGGAUCACAGUACUAAAAAUAAAACAGUUUGUAAAGUUAAGUCCAAGAAAACUGUAUUGGAUUUAACCAAGUGCCCACAAAAUCUGUACAGUGAAGAAAAACUAAGCAAAGAACAAGCUGGAUCAGCUUCAGAUGUUGGUACAAUUUUUCACAGAAAACCCAACGCUGCCAUUAAAGUAAAAGAUCAAACUAAUGCGGUGAAUAGUAUUAAAAGAAUAGAACCACCAGAGCACAUUAAAAAAAUUUCACAGAACCAUUCAGAAAUUUUAGACAAAAUUAUUACAAGUGAAAAAGUAUUACCUGGCUUUAGUUCACCAGCUCAGCCAACACCGGAAUCUGUUGUAACACAAAAAUCAUGUAGCGAGGAGCCAAUGUUUACAAAACAACAGAGUGUCACUACCAAAACAAGUGAAAGAAAAUCUCAAAUUUCUGAAAACCAAUUAGAUAAAGAUACGCCUAGACGGAUAAAGGUCUGGAGUACAGGUGUCAUCAUUCAGACAGAAAACCAAAUAAAAAAUCAGACAGGAAAUGUAUCCAGCUCAAAACAAACCAAGUCUGACUCUGUGGUCGAGGAAACAGAUUCCACAGAUUCAAAAACUUGUCAGUCAAAACAAAGCAAGGUUGAAUCUCCAGCAGAGAAAAAUAAUUCAAAGACUAGUCAGUCAACAAACAGAAGAAUCACAAACAAUAAUAGUACAUCACAUGCUGAUGCUACAAACAAUAAUAGUACAUCACAUGCUGAUGCUACUAAUAAUAAUUCCAAAACUCAGCAGAAGGGAAAUAACUCAUGCACCAGCCAUGACGGAAAUGUUGUCAAUAGCUCAGUGUUAAGUUCAAGUGAGAUUUUUAAAACUUCACCUGUCACCUUAUCACCUGUAAAUUCUGCUCCAUUUUCUCCCAAUUUCUCACCACAGACAGUAGCUAGUGUCAGACAGUUUUCUUCAAGUGUUUUCAACCAGAGUGCUGUCCCUUUCUUUGAUAGGACCUUCAACACUACGACUUAUACAGCUAAAACAACUGUCCAAAAGGGAUUCACUACAAACAGAAAUGAUGAGAUUAUGUGCGAUGAUUAUGAUCUGCAACAAGGGCGUUUGAGAACAAAAAUUGAAGCACGGAGGAAAUCCAAACCUGUCUCGGAUAGCAAAAUGGAUACUGAAGAUUUCCCUGAUCUUAUGGAUGAGGAUGAUGACAUUGAUGCAGGUGACACUGGCUUGAUGGAAGAAGAAGAUGACGCACAAUCAGGAUCAGAAAUGGACAGUGGCGAUGAGACACAGGCGUUGGUUAGGAACUUGGACAUUCAGAGCAUGGACACUGAGCUGUCCAGUUACAGCAGCAGAAAGGAAGAGGUCAUGACCUUGGAUGAGGACUCUCAGCGUACACCGUUCAACAUCUCAUGGAAUAAAAGUUCAAGGAAGGUCAGCUUUAACAAGGAGAACAUACCUAAAAUGGAAGACACCCCCACCCACACUGUAUAUAGAAGCUCUGGUGUCAUAAACAGCACAGAGAGAGGUCAAACCUCUAGGGCUUCUGUAGCUAAAGCUUUGAGUGAUGCCACACAAAGGGAAGUAAGAGCUGUAAGAAAGAACAAUAACCCACCACCUCCUGGCUGUAGAAAUGUGAUCACUAGAGUUGUUUACCCUGAUGGCAGUACAACUUACCAGCACCAGUUUAAGCCAUCACCUCUAGCCCAAACACAACCUGAAGUCACACAAGUCAAACAAAGACGACCCCAGUUCUCUUUGUCCUUAGCAACCCAAGUUUUUAAAUCUCUGACUGGGGGAUCUCUACCAACCCAAGCUCUGCAACCUUCAACCACUGGGACUGUGACUCAAAAGGUUGAGACUCCUACACCACUAGACAAAAACUCCACAAGUAAGAGAACUACAGAAGCUGAACAUUUGGAUACAAAAAAAUUGAAGAAGACUGAGGAGGUGAAGCAAGAAACUAGAAGCAACACUUUAGACAAGAGGAAACAAAAGAGGAAGACAUUGAAGAAAAUGUGCCUCAUCAAAAUAGCACAGAUCAAAGAUCAAGAGAAAACAGAUCCUUCUAUGGAGGUGUUCAUUACUGAAGAGAGACCCAUCGAGUGUGACGGGUGUUUAGAAAAGUUCAGCACAUCAGAGAUCAGCUGGUGUGAAGAUCACCACAGGAUAUGUUUGGCUUGUGUUAAAGCUGCCAUUUUACAGUUCAUCAGAUCUAAAGAGACUAGGUUGGUGUGUUGCAGUGAAAUGUGUGAGAACUCCAUUGGUCUAGCUCAAAUCAACCCUCAAGUGGACAGAAGCUUGUAUGAGCUGCUGAAACACAAAUUGGAAAAACGUCUGGCUAAAGCUGAAAAACAAAUGAUCGUAAAUCUUUUUGAGAAACUUUUGUGUACACACUGCAAGUUGGAAAUCUUGCAACCUAAAGAUGAGAUUUUUUUUCAAUGUUCACACUGCAAGCAGCAAACUGAGUUGUGUAAAAUCUGCCACAGACCUAAAGGUGUGCCAGACAAACACGUUGAGUGUAAAGUCCUGCAGUACGCAGGUAGUCACUGCUUCACUGAUCUUCAUUCCUUCCCUGAUAACUGGGAGAGGGUCAACACUCUCUCAGAAACUGAUGAGCCCUUUGACUCCCUGUGUAGUGUUGAGUUGUCCAGUAAUGAAGGGAAGGCAGUGGUCAACAUGUUCUCUAGAACAAUAGGCAGCAACACACAGGUCAAGUCCAUCAUGAGAAUACAGAAAACAAAACAGUGGCAGAAAUAUUGUCUGAAGAGGAAACACAUGGUGGAGGAGAUAGGGCUUGACAAGAUCAAAGAACGAGCACUCUUCCAUGGAACCAAGAAAGAAAAUAUUGAUUUGAUUUGUCAAGAAGGUUUUGAUAUGAGAGUCAAAACUGCCAAUGGUGCUUUAUAUGGGAAAGGAAUUUACUUCAGCCCCCAGUCGAACUACUCCAAGAAAUACGCAGCAGACUGCAGCCAGAUGUUUAUAGCCCGGGUCUUGUGUGGGUAUUCAACCCGGGGCAGCUCAGACAUGACCCGCCCACCCAAGCACAGCUCAGGCCGUAUGUAUGACACGUGUGUGGACAACGUGGACCGGCCAGGUAUAUUCAGUGUCUUCGACAACGCCCAGUGUUACCCUGCCUAUAUUAUAGAAUACAGUUAACGAGGGUUUUAUAUUGUAAGUAAUUAAUUUACAAAUACUUGAUUCCAUUAGAAGUAGACAUGAAAUUUUUUCUAAUGUUUGUUGUGCUAAGAAAUUUAUUUGAUUAGUUGUUGCAUUGCACUUAUUAUUUUUUUCUAGCUAAUCUUUCACUUUUAAUUAACAUUUUAUUAUUGAUGAAUAUAAUUAUAAACAUGUCCAACAAGUUGAUGAUAUUACUUGUUCUCUGUUUACUUUUACACUACAAAUAUUAGGUUUACAGAUAUAAAUAACUUAAAUUUUUUUCAAGCGUAAGUUUUUCAGCUUUAGUAUUGUGAUAAAAUGUAAGGUGUAUUAUUUAUAGAGAAAACUACAACUUUUGGGGUAAACCAAAAUAAAGAAAUGUUUUAGACCACUGGUUCAAGCUAAUUCAAGUUAUAUUGUGUAACUGCAUAACAUGGUAAAACAAAUGUGUAUAUUUAGAAGCUGUUAUAUUUGUUAUUUACAUAUUUAUAUGUUUUACAUGUAUUAUACCUAUACAAUUUUGUGAUUUUUAAAAAAACAAGUAUUGGAUUACCUAACCAAUGUUUAAUAUACAUUAAU